AUGGUCGCACACACAAAGACCAAAGCAGUUGCGCCCCUUACGGCUCGCGAGCCCAAGCAAAAAGCAAAGGCAAAAGCAAAGGCAGAGCCUCAAGAACAAGAUGUCUCUACUAGCCAUGCUGAGCAAGAUCGCAAGGGCAAGCGCAAAGCCAAGUCCGAGCCGGAGAAGCGCGCAGCACGCUACCGAUCGUCAUGUCCCCAGACCGUCGAGUCCCGCCGACAGCGUGCAAUAGGUCAGAGGAUGUACUUUGUAGGCCGUGAACAAGUAGGAGCCAGUCAAGAGUUCAAGAUCAUCGGUUCCGUGGGCAAUGUGUACACGACCGUCAUCUCGACCGAGCCAACAUGCGACUGCCCAGAUGCCGAGAAGGGCAAUACAUGCAAGCAUCUCAUAUUCACUUUCCUCAAGGUCCUCAAGGUUCCCGUGGCUUCCGACGUCUGGUACCAGAAAGCCUUACUUCCCAGCGAAUUGGAAGCAGUCUUUGCAAAUGCGCCUCCAAAUCCAACCGAUGUCGUCUCGCGGCGCGCUCGAGAGGCGUACAAGCUCGCGACGGGUCAGACUGAGCCCGACGAUGCGAACGAUGAAGCGCAAGACGACGCAAACAUGCACAAGCGACGCUUGCCGUCCGAAGGCGACUCCUGCCCGAUCUGCUAUGAAGAAUUCAGCGAGUCCGAGAUCACUGACGGAACCGGCCUUGUCUUCUGCGCAGGCACAGAGGCGCAGCCGGGCUGUGGCAAUGGUCUACAUGCAGCUUGCCAGAAGCAGUGGCAAAAACGAGGCGCAGACAAGAGCGGAAGCUGCGUCUUCUGCAGAGCUCCGUUUGGCUCAGAUGCGUUUCCCCUUGGCGAAGAUUCCACGACCUACAAUGAAGGCUAUCUCAACGUCUCUGAGGCUGCUGGUCUGUCGACCGAACGCGACACAAGCACUUAUUACAGUCGGCCCUUCUUCAGCCAGGACUAUCGCCAAACCGGCCGUCGUCGCAAAGGGAGGUACCGCCAUUGGCGCAGUUAA
This is a messenger RNA of Mixia osmundae IAM 14324, 1008 nucleotides long. RefSeq lists its product as uncharacterized. The transcript has 2 exons. Gene Ontology annotation, molecular function: zinc ion binding; ubiquitin protein ligase activity. The coding region runs from base 1 to 1008 and encodes 335 amino acids. NCBI's taxonomy places the organism in Eukaryota, Fungi, Basidiomycota, Mixiomycetes, Mixiales, Mixiaceae. The record is from RefSeq and is a predicted model, not a curated record.